GUGUUUUAGCCCCGGCGCUCCAGUUGCCCCCCCCCCCCAAAAGCUCCCGCGGAGCCGCAUGACGCACUGGAGCUCCACGGAAGACUUGGAGUCCCAAGGCUCGCCCCCGGAGUCCUUCGCCUACGUCGAGUCUUCAGACCCCUCCUUCAUCAACGCAGGGGAGUCGGGCUGCACCAUCGACGCCGAGAGCCCCGUGAGCUCCGCGCGGGAGUGCUUGUCGCCCGACGAUGUGCGGUGGGGCCCCAGCGAUGAAGACGACAGCGUCAUCGACGAGGAAGGGCCGGACGUGCCGCCUCUGCCCAGUCAGGUGGAGCAGGAGAUGGAUGAGCUGCUGGCGCGGUCACGCGAAUUUCAGAGCACCGGCUCCUGGAGCGAGGUCCAUACGCUCUCGAGCUACCAGUCACCCCCCCGGCGCCCCAACAUGGUGUACUUCCUCACCCUGCAGGAGCAGCGCUUGGCCACGGCGCCCAUCGAGCCGCCCGCCCCGAGCCCCAGGCGCCGAAGGCCCCGGCGCCGCCGGAACUACGAGCUGGACGCGCAUUGCUGCCUCCGGGAGGCCCGCAUCGCCGAGGAGGUGUCUGCGCGGCGCAACGGCACGCCCCCCAGAGCCACGGAAGAGGUGCACAAAGUCGAGGAUCGGCGGCUCUUGCUAGAUAAGCUGCGGCCCGAGGCGCGCGCUUGGAGUCCUCUGCGCGCCUCUAGCCCCAGGAAGACUCCCGGAGGCACCGCCUCCACUUGGAUGGGCUCGGAGAUGGAGGUUGAGCCGCCCAACACGGCCUCCACAGAUGCGCGGGAGGCAACGGAGCUUCCAGGCCUGCGCCUCACUGGCUCACGGCUGGUGACCACCAAGGAGCGGCGGCGCUGCAAGGUGCCCUGGCUGCCGCCUCUGCGGCAGGUGCCAGCGCCGAAGCACAGCGUGCUCUCGGCCAGAAACAGCCGCUGGAUGCAGGAGCCGCUGUGAAGUGUACAGAGCGUGGUACAGAGCGGCAGCGCCACUGCUUUGUCGACUGUUCUGUCAAAAAGUAUUGGGG
Messenger RNA from Effrenium voratum, 1031 nucleotides. The record is from the annotation of a GenBank genome assembly. NCBI's taxonomy places the organism in Eukaryota, Dinophyceae, Suessiales, Symbiodiniaceae.